Molecule: messenger RNA, 1161 nt
Organism: Balaenoptera ricei (Rice's whale)
Lineage: Eukaryota; Metazoa; Chordata; Mammalia; Artiodactyla; Balaenopteridae
Gene: C3H19orf67
Product: chromosome 3 C19orf67 homolog
Exons: 6
Coding region: 21-1094 (357 amino acids)
Source: RefSeq, a predicted model, not a curated record
UCCCCGCCUCCCGCCGCACGAUGGCAACCAGGCGGUGGUUCUUGGGGCCGCUCCCCGCGGGCCCUGGGGAAACGCCGCUCCCGGACGACUUGGAACCUGGGGUACAGCCCUGCGAAGACCCCUCAUGGUCGCCUCCCACUGGCCGACCUGGGGACUCACCCCAGGCGGAGCCCGAGGAUAUCCAGGGGCAGCUGCCCGAGGCCUCCACCUCUACGCCUUUCCCUGAGCCUCUGGCCCCAGGCCCCGGGCCUGCCCCUCCUUGCCUACCCUUGGACACCAUGUUCAGCCCCAUCAGCGAACAGCUCCGUUACCUGCUCAAGAAGGCAGAUGAUUUCCAGAGCUACUUGUUCUACAGGGACCGAGUGCAGAAGGAACAGCUGGCGAAGGCCAUGCCCACCUUCUUGCAGAUGUGUGAGCCCUACUUCCUGUACCUGGAGGCAGCUGCACGGAGUGUGCCCCCCAUCUAUGGAGCCCUGCAGGAGCUGAUCCGAAAGGGGCUGUUGGAGAUCUCCCAACAGCUGACUCUGCGCCUGGAACAGCUGGUCCUUAUGUAUGCAUCAUUUGGGUUUGUGAACCUGGAGGAGACUGACCCCCUAAGCAUCUCCUGUUUCUUCUGCGGGAGGUUCUCCAUCAGUCCUUCCCACGAGGUGUCCAUCUUUAGAUACUGUGCCCCUGCCGCCUACACCGCCAGCCGCUUCCCCCGAUACCUCUAUAAGAAGAUGCGCUGGAACCUGGAAACCACCCCAGAGUCCAGCAGCCAGGGGCAAGAUUCCCGUGUGGAUUACUACUUCCUGUGCUACAGAGAUACAUGGGAAGACACAGGCAAGAGUCCAACCAACUCAUGCCCCCAGAUUCAGAAGCUGUGGUCCAUCGGCCGAUGGGUGCCCCUAGGACCAGCUGAGGAUGACCUUUAUUCAUGGAUUUUGUCCCCGCAGCCUCCUGGGGACUACGAGCAGCUGCUGACCAUCGGCUUCGAGGAGCCGUCGCACAUGCUGGCCACCGACCUGCUGGUGCAGAUCCUCACGGGCCAGGCAGGCACGGCCCGGCCCCCGAGCGCCGCCGGGCCCGCGGCGUGGGCCGCGCAGGAGUCUUGAACCUGGAGAGAGGGUGGGAGUUGGAGCUUGACAGUUCCAAACUCCAGGAGAGGGAGUAGUGGAGGGG